AUGUAUGACCAACAUAAUAAUACAUCUGCAACGACAACGGCAGCACCGGCAUCAGCACCGUCAUCGAUCCCGAUAAUGACAGCAGCAACCACUUCAGCAGGCGCAGCAGCAGCGGCACCAACAAACACAUACCGACACAACUACAACCUAAAGUAUAAUGAGAUCAUCAACUCGAUUGCUGUCAACAAGGAGGGCAACUACGUGUGUCUCGGAGGCAAGAAGUUCCUGCAGAUCGUCGACCUCGACACGCUCAAGAACUACAAGUGCUUCCAACAGCAGAGCAAGUGGGAGGUUGGCGGUGUCGACUGGAACAAUCUCUCUCCCAACCUAAUAGCAUCAUCCUCCAAUCAAUACGCAUCGAUUUGGGACAUCAACUCUCCAAAGUUCCCCUUGCAGGUACAGUUUGUGUCGCACAACAGAGCGAUUGCAGACCUUUCAUGGAGCUUGUUUGAACAGAACAUCCUGGCGACGACCUCUGCAGACUCAUACGUCAAUCUCUGGGAUCUUCGAUCGCCCAAGCGAGUGAUGCGCCUAAAGUCGCUCAGCUCACACAUCUUGGGCGCCAUCCAGGUCAAGUGGAACAAGUUCAACUCACACAUCCUGGCAUCGGCACACGAAAGCAAUCUGAUGAUAUGGGACAUAAGAAAGGAGAAUAUAGAGCUAAACACAACGGUGCACUCCUCAAAGGUCUAUGGCAUUGACUGGUCGCCGCACGAUCCCACCGAGAUCCUCACAUGUAGCCAAGACAAGACCGUCAAGAUAUGGUCCUAUCCCAGUCUUCAACCCAGGGCCAUAAUCACCACAGCUCAUCCAGUCCUUCGUGCCAAGUACCUUCCUAUUGGAAGAGGAAUAGUUACCAUAUCAGAUAGAGGAGAGAAUAGUAUUAGACUUUGGAAUGUGAAUGACUUGUCGUCACCAGUGGCAACAUUCAGUGGACACUCUGAUUGUGUGCGAGCAGUGGACUUUAGAGUCAAGACAACACCCAAUGAUCAGGACAUUCAGAUCGUCUCGUGGUCAAAGGAUCAGAAUCUACGAUUGUGGAAGCUGGAGAACUCGCACAAGGCCACUUGCGGCAUUGCCUUCACCAGCUCCACGCCCCUGUUGGGCUCGACGCCCAAUGUCAAUCUGUCACCGGGUGGCGGCGACAUCUCAGUCCUGUCGCACUCGAUGAUGUCCAACAGCUCAACGUCCAGUCUGCAUUCAGUAUUGUCCAAUGACAACAAAGAGGCAUUGGAUAGCAUCAUUUAUAAGUCACAGCAACAGAAUGAAGAACAACAACAGCAGCAACAACAACAACAACUUCAACAUCAUCAUCAUCAUCAUCCAGCCGAAGAAUAUAUUGGACCAAAGGAGUUGGAGUACGAGCUUAAGAUCAUUCAGAACAAGUUCAUUGACAAGUCGCUAAAGAUCGAGCAGGUCAACCUCGCACAGAGGAUGUGCAUCUUUAGCUGCACCGUGUUGAACAUGUACAACGAGAAUGGAUCACUGCGUAACAGCAAGGGCAACCUUAUGACCGACCUGUCGUCCUCACACGACGAAGACGACACCUUCCUCCAGGACUCACUCUCCAUCACCACCGUCCAGCUGCGCGCCACCUUCCCCUCGAUGUAUCCACAGAGUGCCCCGCCACGCUUUGAGUGCAUCCCAGCAGCCUGCACCACCUCGCUCAAGACCAACACAAACAUCCUCGCCACUCUACACGAAGUAGCUGCGAGCAGGCUGGGCAAGCCAUGUCUUGAGCAAUGCUUGGUGACUCUGGUGUCGUUGGUCAAGAAAGAGGUGAUGGACAGGGCCAAGGGAAUCAUUCCGGCCAGUCCCAAUCCAGUGGCCGCCGCUGAUCACCCUUUCAUCAUGGGCGAGGGCAACAACAACAACAAUCUAUUGGAUGGAUUUAACAAUGCAGCUGCUGGCAGCUUUGGUGUCAACAACAACAGCAGUGUCAAGAGUAUUGGCAGCAGUGGCAGCAACAGCGGAUUAUCGAUGACCACGAGCAAGGGCAGCAGCAGUAGCACAUCAAUAUUGAAUGAUCUUGUGAAUCAUGAUCAUUCUCACAAUCAUGUUCAUCAUCAUAAUCAAGGUAGACAAGUGCCCAAAUUAGAUAUAUAUAGUGUAAAUAGCAGUAAUAGUAAAGACUCCACUCAACCAACAGCGACAACAACAUCAACAACAACGACAACUACAUCAACCACCUCAACAUCCACAUCUGGCGCAGCACCAACAUCAUCAAGUCUGUCUGCACUCAUCAACAACAACAACAACAACAUAUUACACUCAAGUCCAAGAAUGAUAUCGACCACAUCUUCAAACAACAACAACGUCAUCAGCAACAGCAAUAACAAACUGUUACAAGCCGACAACAACAACAACAACAAUAGAUCGAUAAUGUCCAAGUCUUAUGAGAAGCAACAGCUGAUAGCAGGCCUUGGUACAUCACAGACAAAGUCGUCCGACAUCGACUCACCACCUAUACUGCGCACGCCAACCAACGAUCGAUCACCCUUGUCCAACUCGUACAAGGAGUCGAUGCUGUGGGCCGCUGCACCAUCAGCAAGCGUCUCCUCCGACCUCUCACUGUCAUCACACCGCAAUCCUUUAUUGUCAUCGCCCUCCAACCGCAACCCCAUCGAGACCCUGCCAUGCCCACGUCUGAGCGGUGCUGUGUUUGGCGGCGGCGACCGUCUGGUGAUCUUCAAGAACACGGUCGGACGUCCCGCCCUACUCAACACCCAUGCGCCACGCACCUACAAAGACCUUCUUGCCACGAGCGUCCAGCCCAAGACCGGUGAGCAGCAGGGCAAGCUAACACACUCGCUCUCCUCCACCAUCCUAACAUCACCUGCCAAAUACGACAGUCCAAUACUCUCAUAUAUGUCACCAAGCUUUAGCUCAUCACCGACGACGUUCACACUCUCACCUCUGAUGGCUAGCAAUCAAUCCAAUCAUUCUGGACACUCCUCUGCCUUGAUCACAACCACUGGCGGCACAUCAUCAUCACCAAUGUCACACCUGGUGAAGAUUAUUGAUACUCCACUCUCGCAAACCUCUAUCUAUUUGGCCAAGAACUACACGCUGUCCGGCUCGAUCAGUCACAUCUGCAAGCACAAUGAGAAUGUGGCCAAGUCUGUACAUAGAAAGGACCUGGUCAAGCUGUGGUCCACCAUCAACAUGCUUACCGACACCAAGCUGUUCAUCACGGCCAACUCGGGCAAGAAGCAGCAGAGUGCUCUCCACGCAGACGACCUGUGGAUCCACAAUCCACUCGGCCGUCCCUUUGUCCAGACACUAUUCACCCACUACAGGAAGAUUGGAGACACUCAGACACUUUCGAUGCUUGUGUGCAUGUUGGUGAUGGCUGCCCAACGCCUGACCAAGCAAUCCAAGACGCAGUCCAUGCCCAUCACCUCACCGCCCCUCGAAUCCAGGAUGCCGCCCCAGUCGCCACUGCACAUGAGCCAUUCAUUCAACAGCACCGGACUGACUAACUUCCUGGAUGACUCGAUGGUGAGCCGAUCCUACCAUCGCUUGGACCAGCACAUUGGACAGGCGGUGGGCGCCACACCCGUGCUCUCCUACGACCCCUCGCUCUGUCUUCUGUCUCCAAACAACCUGCGCCACUACGACAAUCUGAUAAUGAUGCACGCCGAGCAGCUGUACCGUUGGGAGCUGCUAGAGAAGCGCGCGGAGACGAUGAAGUUCCUGCACUUCCAUCACCAACAGGACAUCGCCACAGGAGUCAGUGGUGGCGGCCCGGCCAGGAGCAUCCAGUUCCACAUCAGCUGCAUCCGUUGUCAGAGACCACUCGCUGACAACUUCUGCACCUACUGCAAGAUCUUUAUAUUCAAGUGCGCCAUCUGUCGUCUGUCGGUGCGCGGCCUAUCCAGCUUCUGUGUGCAGUGUGGACAUGGCGGCCACAGCGAUCACAUGAAGAAGUGGUUCGAAUCAUAUGGCAGUUGUCCAACAGGCUGUGGAUGUGUAUGUAGUGCUCAUCACACUUCCAAUGCAUCCUCUGCCACUGCUUCACCCACCGUCAACAUCAACUCGAGCAAGAUAAGUCUGUUGCCCGAGCCUGCACGACCUCCCACCACGUCCUCAUCCGCUGCCACUCCACACAACUUCCACUUCUCGCCCUAA
Molecule: messenger RNA, 4131 nt
Organism: Acytostelium subglobosum LB1
Lineage: Eukaryota; Evosea; Eumycetozoa; Acytosteliales; Acytosteliaceae
Exons: 5
Coding region: 1-4131 (1376 amino acids)
Molecular function (GO): protein binding
Source: RefSeq, a predicted model, not a curated record